AUGUCGAUUUUAGGGCCUGAAGAGACGAGAGGCAUCCGCUAUCAUAUUUUUGAGAUAUCUGUCAUGCUAAGUUUCAUGAUUCAUCAGGAGGGUGUACUCUAUCUUUUGUCGUUUAAAGGUCCCGAAGAGACGAGAGUGUCGUUUAAAGGUCCCGAAGAGACGAGAGUGUCGUUUAAAGGUCCCGAAGAGACGAGAGUGUCGUUUGAAGGUCCCGAAGAGACGAGAGGUUCCCGUGUCCGCGUUCUGGAGCUAUGUCCCAUUUUCUGUUUUGGGAGCAAGUACCCUAGUACUUUACCCUCCCCCACAUGCUCUGAUCAGAGUAUCUACAAUCAGAAUGGAUCAGCACUGAUCUAG
This is a messenger RNA of Laccaria bicolor S238N-H82, 354 nucleotides long. RefSeq lists its product as uncharacterized. The transcript is spliced from 6 exons. NCBI's taxonomy places the organism in Eukaryota, Fungi, Basidiomycota, Agaricomycetes, Agaricales, Hydnangiaceae. Bases 1 to 354 code for a protein of 117 amino acids. The record is from RefSeq and is a predicted model, not a curated record.